Messenger RNA from Penaeus chinensis, 3682 nucleotides. RefSeq names its product apolipophorins-like. The coding region runs from base 425 to 3682 and encodes 1085 amino acids. NCBI's taxonomy places the organism in Eukaryota, Metazoa, Arthropoda, Malacostraca, Decapoda, Penaeidae. Gene Ontology annotation, molecular function: lipid carrier activity. The record is from RefSeq and is a predicted model, not a curated record. Gene Ontology annotation, biological process: lipid transport. The transcript is spliced from 8 exons.
UCUAGAGAAACAUAACACCCAAUGUCAUUCUUCUUCUUCAGGACCAACGGGCCAAAGAUCUACCUGCGCACUGCACUGCAAUGAAGCGGAGAAUUAUGCAUAUGAAAACGGCAAAAGUUAUGUUUACGAAUACUCGGUGACGACCUCUACCGCCCUCCUGGAAACCUUCGAGGAUGACGCCCACUUGCACAUCACCGCCAACGUCCAUAUCGAUGUCUCUGCCCCCUGCGAGUACAUCCUCAAGUUGACCGACGUCAAUCUUGAUGGCUCGUCUCACGGACCAGAGUUCGCUGCUGCUGUUACCAAGUCUCCCUUGCGCUUCUCCUUCCAAGAUGGCCGCGUGGAGAGCAUCUGCAGUGAAGCAUCUGAGCCGGCUUGGGUGCUGAACUUCAAGAGAGGUGUCCUUUCUACCUUCCAGGCCUCCAUGGCCCAUCAGGGUGUCGAGGACAUUAAGGAGACAGACAUCUCUGGUGUUUGCAUGACUCACUACAAUGCUACAGUCGAAGGCAGUGUUGUCACCAUUGAUAAGGUCAAGGAUUUAGCCACGUGUGCUCAGCGACCUGACCCGACCUUCAUUCCCUCUACUGGAUAUAUCAGUGACUCUCCAGUCCAGAGCCUCCCAAUCUUUAGAAGCUCAAGCAAGUGUCACCAAAGGGUAGAGGAAGGCCUUCUCAAGACGGCAGAAUGUGAGGAGACCCACGUGUUCCGUCCCUUCUCCAGCGAAAAGGGAGGAGCUGUUACAACUGCCAAGACCACCAUGAUUCUUAUGUCUCAGGAACGACUUACGCCUAUCACAGACUUUGACUUCAAGCGCAAUACACUAGCAUUCGAGAACACACUCACCCCAGAAGCCCAGCUUGAAGCAGUUGAGGAGAUCUUGAGCAAUCUGGAGAUUGCUUCCAACGGUGAAAUCCUUCCAGAGGUUCCUUCACUAUUUGCCAAACUUGUGUCAUCACUCAAGGAAAUGAAUUACCCUCAGCUCAACACUGUUUAUAACAAUGCUAAAGAAACUCACACACGGAAGUUCCUGGUUGAUGCAAUGCCACUGGUGGGAACAGCUGCUUCUUUUGGUGUGGUCAGAGACAUGUUCGUCAAUGGGGAUAUGACGGAGUCUGAGGCUGAUGUCUUCUUCACUUCACUGGCUUUCUUCAAGAAUCCAACAGCAGAAAUGUUUAUUGCUCUUGCUCCUUUACUCGAGAACAACCCAAGCCAAAAAGCAAUGUUGGGAACUUCUGCUCUCAUCAAUGCCUUCUGCAAAAUCAAUGAAGACUGUGGUGCCGAUUCCAGUGUACAGCAAGUUAUUCGUCGAAUUGAAACACAACUUGGAUCUGGCUGUCGCACAGUGAAUGAAGAAGAGAAAGUCAGGGUACUCGUUGCUCUCAAGGCACUUGGCAAUGCUGGUCGAUGGGUGAAUGCCAACUCAGUCUUAAGACGGUGCUACACUGAAGAUAAUGACAUGGAAGUGCGAGUGGCUGCUAUAGAGGCAUGGAGGCACACCCCGUGUGAAUAUGACCGAUCUCACCUUUUGGCUGCUUUCCAAGAUGAAAUUCAGGACACAGAGGUUCGCAUUGCUGCCUACCUUGCUCUCAUGACCUGUCCCACUCCAGAGCUCAUCAACACCAUCAAGGACCGUCUCAUUUCAGAAGGUGUCAACCAGGUGGGCUCCUUCAUCUGGACUCAUAUGAGCAACAUGCAGGAAUCGGCUGCUCCAGAAAAACAGUGGGUUCGUCAAAUGAUUGGCGAGGAACUUCUCCAGAAAAAGUUCAGUACGGAAGCCCUCAAGUUUUCCCGCAACUAUGAAUCCUCUUUCUUCAUGAAUGAAAUCAACACUGGCGCUACAGUUGAAAGCAAUGUUAUCUUCUCCAGCAAGUCCUACCUGCCACGUUCUGCAAUGCUUAACCUCACCCUCGACCUGUUUGGACAGUCUAUCAACUUCUUUGAGGUUGGUGGCAGAAUUGAAGGCUUUGAAGCUUACAUUGAACGCUUCUUUGGUCCUAGAGGAUAUUAUCCUGAGGAAACCAUUGAAACCAUUCUGAGGAAUAUGCGACAGAAUAAUGACGCUGAUGCCACCACCCUGGAAGGCUUCCUUGACCAGAUGACUGAUGAACCAGAGGGAUCCUACUAUCUCCGAGUCUUUGGCAAUGAGCUUCAUUACCACCACUUCUUUGGACUUGAAAACCUCAUUGAAACAUCCGGUGCUUCUAACCCACUGGAAUUCUUGAUGGAUCUGGCACGUCAGGGAGAUGUUGAUUACACAAAAUCUUACCAGCUAAUCGACACUCACCACACCAUUCCGACCGUAACUGGUUUACCUGUGACUCUCACUGCAAAGGGAACAGCUACCCUUGGACUCAAGAUGAAUGGAAACUUCAAGGCUCGUAGUCUUAAGAAUAUAAACAUCGAAGGCCACCUCCAUCCUUCUGCCGCAGUUCAAAUUGAUGGCGUUAUGCUUGUCGAUGCCCACGUGUCUCGCACUGGAUUGAAGAUGUCUUCCAACCUUCACACCUCCACUUUCCUUGAUGGCAAGCUUCAGAUCAAUGGCGGUAAACUAGUCGACGUUGCCUUCAACACACCUAAGGACAAGAUGGAAGUUAUCAAUGUUAAGACCGAGUUCUUCUACCUGGAAGAUGAUCAAGAGAUCCGAAAAGAUGUUGCAAACCUCAUCCAAGAAGAGACCUGCACUAGUGGAGUCACUGGCAUUGCCUUGUGUGGUGAAUACAGCUAUGCUCUAAGCUCGGAAUAUGGCCCAAGCUUCCCCUUCACAGGACCUUUUGCAACAAGUGUUCAUUUCAAGAAGACAAACACUCAGAAUGGAUAUGUCCUGCGCUACACUCAUGAGGAUGAUCAAUUUGUUUUCUUGUUUGAUACCCCAGGAUCCCAAACAGAUCGUAAAGUCUUGCUUACUAUUACUAAGGCUGCUAAAGCAAUCGACUUUGACCUUCACACGCCAUUUAAAUCAGUUCAAGGAAGGGGCGAAUAUCUCUGGCAGAAGAAUAACAAGAACACAAAGCUGGAACUCGUUGUUGAUGGCAACCAACAAUACAUGCUGGAGACUGGUCUACGCACAAGCGGAGAAACAGUCAAGACAAUUGUACCAUCCUUCAUUCUCACUUCCCCUGCUGGUCAAGUAUUGAAUAUACAAGGGAACUUCCAGGCCAACACAGAAGCUGCUAAAUACGUUGCAGAUGUUACUAUCUCAGAGCUAACUGCAUCUCCCAUCACUGUACAUGCAUCGUUUGAGGGCGAAAGUAACUCUGUUGCCAUGAACGUUGAUCUGAAAACACCAAUCAUUGACACAUUAAUCAAGAGUGAGUUUGGUUAUGGUGAGAACUUCCUUUCAUCCAAGGUGGAUGCAGAGUACAGAAUUAUGAAAGAGGCCAAACAGACAGUUCACCAUUCUGCCCUUCUUAAGAAGGAACUCACAGAGGACCUUUCCAAGUACAUUAUUGUCUUUGACGCGUCCCCAUCACAGUACCCUGAAAUGGCCCUAGAGUAUAACCAGAACAUCGUGCUUUCAAAGGGACGCAUGGAAAGCAACGCUAAGCUUGUCCAUGGCCCUGCAUCAUGGAACGCAAACGAAGUGGUAUCCUACGCCAAUAACAAUGGUCACCGUGAUUUGAACAUCCACUCGACACUGAUUUGCCCACACUAUCAGAUCGAUAUUUCUGGCUCCUAUGUCUGA